AGUCCCGCCUAGCGCGCCCAUUUCGAGCCCAAGUUUCCAGCUCGGGUUUCCAGGCUCAGAAUUUUCCAGGAGUAGGUUCUUGGGCAGUGGCUGUGGGAGCUGGAAUGGCGCAGCUGGAAGGUUACUAUUUCUCGGCCGCCUUGAGCUGUACCUUUUUAGUAUCCUGCCUCCUCUUCUCCGCCUUCAGCCGGGCGUUGCGAGAGCCCUACAUGGACGAGAUCUUCCACCUGCCUCAGGCGCAGCGCUACUGUGAGGGCCAUUUCUCCCUUUCCCAGUGGGAUCCCAUGAUUACUACAUUACCUGGCUUGUACCUGGUGUCAAUUGGAGUGAUCAAACCUGCCAUUUGGAUCUUUGGAUGGUCUGAACAUGUUGUCUGCUCCAUUGGGAUGCUCAGAUUUGUUAAUCUUCUCUUCAGUGUUGGCAACUUCUAUUUACUAUAUUUGCUUUUCUGCAAGGUACAACCCAGAAACAAGGCUGCCUCAAGUAUCCAGAGAGUCUUGUCAACAUUAACACUAGCAGUAUUUCCAACACUUUAUUUUUUUAACUUCCUUUAUUAUACAGAAGCAGGAUCUAUGUUUUUUACUCUUUUUGCGUAUUUGAUGUGUCUUUAUGGAAAUCAUAAAACUUCAGCCUUCCUUGGAUUUUGUGGCUUCAUGUUUCGGCAAACAAAUAUCAUCUGGGCUGUCUUCUGUGCAGGAAAUGUCAUUGCACAAAAGUUAACGGAGGCUUGGAAAACUGAGCUACAAAAGAAGGAAGACAGACUUCCACCUAUUAAAGGACCAUUUGCAGAAUUCAGAAAAAUUCUUCAGUUUCUUUUGGCUUAUUCCAUGUCCUUUAAAAACUUGAGUAUGCUUUUGCUUCUGACUUGGCCCUACAUCCUUCUGGGAUUUCUGUUUUGUGCUUUUGUAGUAGUUAAUGGUGGAAUUGUUAUUGGCGAUCGGAGUAGUCAUGAAGCCUGUCUUCAUUUUCCUCAACUAUUCUACUUUUUUUCAUUUACUCUCUUUUUUUCCUUUCCUCAUCUCCUGUCUCCUAGCAAAAUUAAGACUUUUCUUUCCUUAGUUUGGAAACGUAGAAUUCUGUUUUUUGUGGUUACCUUAGUCUCUGUGUUUUUAGUUUGGAAAUUCACUUAUGCUCAUAAAUACUUGCUAGCAGACAAUAGACAUUAUACUUUCUAUGUGUGGAAAAGAGUUUUUCAAAGAUAUGAAACUGUAAAAUAUUUGUUAGUUCCAGCCUAUAUAUUUGCUGGUUGGAGUAUAGCUGACUCAUUGAAAUCAAAGUCAAUUUUUUGGAAUUUAAUGUUUUUCAUAUGCUUGUUCACUGUUAUAGUUCCUCAGAAACUGCUGGAAUUUCGUUACUUCAUUUUACCUUAUGUCAUUUAUAGGCUUAACAUACCUCUGCCUCCCACAUCCAGACUCAUUUGUGAACUGAGCUGCUAUGCAGUUGUUAAUUUCAUAACUUUUUUCAUCUUUCUGAACAAGACUUUUCAGUGGCCAAAUAGUCAGGACAUUCAAAGGUUUAUGUGGUAAUAUCAGUGAUAUUUCGAACUGUGAAAAUGGACUUAAUAAUUAGACCAUUUCUACAAAGAACAACUGAAUAGGUGGAAAACAUGGAAUUUCUUUUAGGUGCAGUGGUGGUCUUCAAAUUACAUUAGUUUUUUUUAUAUAUAUUUUAAACAUAUGUAAGAAAUUAAGUGGCAAAGAACUGAGAAAGCUUAAGACCUGCUUCAAAAGCCUGAAAAAUGGAAAAAUAAAAUUGUUUUCAGAUAUCUCAUAUCACUCUCAUAAUGUUGGCCCCUUAAAAAGCUUGGGAAUGUUUUGUAUGUACAAGUUUAUUAAAACUGGGUAUGCUUCAUAUUACUGGAAUGAAUUUAUUCUCUUCAGAGAGAAAUAUUAGGUUAGUGCAAAAGUAAUUGUGGUUUUUGCCAUUGAAAGUAAUGGCAAAACCACAAUUACUUUUUUACCAACCUAAUAACAAUGUAUUAGCAAAUAUUUACAAAUGGUCAGGUGAUAUUCUUGAUUGAAAAGUUGCUUAACAUUUCAGUAAUAUAAUUUUAAUUCUAAGUCAAAAUACAAAUGCAUAGAUAGUAAAUGAUAAAGUAGAGACUCAUAUAUGCCUGUCUAGACAUCAAAUUGUUGGUUAUUGUUUACAAUCUAGAAAUGAUGAAGCUCUUUCACUAAUUCCUAAUAUGAAAUGUAUGAUGGCCAAAGACAAAUUGUAUUGAUUAUAAUCCUUUAAAAGGGGGAUUUCCUUUCUGAAAUACAUAUUGUAUUAGCUUCCCAGGGCUUCCAUAACAAAUGACGACAAACUUGGGUGCUUACAACAAUUUUCCUCACAGUCUGGAGGCCAGAAGUCUAAAAUCAAAGUGUCAGCAGAGUUGGUUCCUUCUGGAGGCUCUAAGGAAGAAUCCAUAAACAGACAUUCUAUGUCUGUUUCCUAAUAUCUUGUGGCUGUGUGCAAUUCUUGGAGUUCUUUGGCUUCUGGACAAAUCUUGUCCAAGUAUUGCAGACAGCAAUCUUCACUCCAGUCUCUGCCUCUGUGUUCACACGGCCUUUCCCUCUGUCUUCUCUUCAUUACCUUUUAAGGACAGUGUCUUUGAAUGUAGGGCCCACCCUGAUCUAGGGUGAUUGUGUCUGGAGACCCUUAAUUAUGUUUACAAAGACCCAUGUUCCAAGUAAGUUUGUAUUCACAUGAUCUGAGUAGACAUUGUCUCUUCGUGGGAUACUUUUCAGUCCAUGACAGUUACUAAAGGACAUUUUAGGAUAGUCUUCAUAUGAUUGUUAGGAGACUACCUUUUUAGAUUUUUUUUAUUAUAUAUCAAAUUAUAGUUGUAUAUACUUAUGAGAAACAAAGUGGCAUUAUGAUUUUUGAAUAUAAUGUGGGAUUAAAUAAAGCUAAUCUAUCCAUCACCUCAAA
Homo sapiens (human) is the source of this 2913-nucleotide messenger RNA. It is a transcript of the gene ALG10, whose product is annotated as ALG10 alpha-1,2-glucosyltransferase. The transcript has 3 exons. Gene Ontology annotation, molecular function: dolichyl pyrophosphate Glc2Man9GlcNAc2 alpha-1,2-glucosyltransferase activity. The record is from RefSeq and is marked reviewed. The coding region runs from base 105 to 1526 and encodes 473 amino acids. Gene Ontology annotation, biological process: dolichol-linked oligosaccharide biosynthetic process. NCBI's taxonomy places the organism in Eukaryota, Metazoa, Chordata, Mammalia, Primates, Hominidae. Gene Ontology annotation, cellular component: endoplasmic reticulum membrane.